Messenger RNA from Pelobates fuscus (common spadefoot toad), 1333 nucleotides. RefSeq names its product annexin A1-like. Gene Ontology annotation, biological process: regulation of leukocyte migration; regulation of hormone secretion; insulin secretion. The coding region runs from base 126 to 1157 and encodes 343 amino acids. Gene Ontology annotation, molecular function: calcium-dependent phospholipid binding; phospholipase A2 inhibitor activity; cadherin binding involved in cell-cell adhesion. Gene Ontology annotation, cellular component: plasma membrane; cytoplasm. NCBI's taxonomy places the organism in Eukaryota, Metazoa, Chordata, Amphibia, Anura, Pelobatidae. The record is from RefSeq and is a predicted model, not a curated record. The transcript is spliced from 13 exons.
UUGUUAGGUGUGGUUUGUCAACCUCUUCAUAAAAGUCGGAAGCAGAGUUUUCAGCUCUUUCCAGUUUCCAGUCCAUAUAACACAAGUGUCUCUCCCUUAAUAACCUAAAGGAAUCCUGACUCAUCAUGUCUUUUAUGCAAGCUUUCCUCGCACAAGCCAACUUCACUGAACAAGGAGGACAUCCUCCAUGUACCGCCCAGGAGGCUGGAGGUCAGGUAAAAGCAGAUUCUAAAUUUAAUGCAGCAGCAGAUGCAGUGGAACUAGAAAAAGCCAUCAAAGCAAAAGGUGUUGAUGAGGGAACAAUCAUAUGUAUCUUAACUAAAAGAACAAAUGGAGAGCGUCAGCAAAUCAAAGCUGCCUAUCAACAAGCGACUGGAAAGCCUCUAGAUGAAGCUUUAAAGAAAGCUCUUAAGAGCCAUCUGGAAGAAGUUGUGCUCGGUAUGAUGAAGACCCCAGCUCAAUUUGAUGCUCAUGAGUUGAAGUGGGCAACCAAGGGUCUUGGGACAGAUGAGGAAUGUUUAAUAGAAAUUCUGGUGUCAAGGAAUAAUCGGGAGAUCCGAGAAAUUAACAAAGUUUACAAAGAAGAAUUCAAAAAAGAUCUAGCAAAAGAUGUUGCCUCAGACACCUCUGGAGACUUCCAAAAGGCUCUUCUUGCACUCAUAAAGGGUGAACGCAGUGAAGCAACUGCGGUUAAUGACGAGCAAGCUGACAACGAUGCUAGGGCUUUGUAUGAAGCUGGAGAGAAGAGAAAAGGAACAGAUGUCUCAACAUUCAUUAAUAUUCUAACGUCAAGGAGCUUUCCACAUCUUCGAGAAGUAUUCCGAAGAUAUUCAAGAUACAGCAAGAAUGAUGUAAAUAAAGCUCUUGAUCUGGAGUUGAAAGGAGAUAUCGAAAACUGUCUCAUGUCAAUUUCUAAAUGUGUUGGGAGUAUACCUGCUUAUUUUGCUGAAAAAUUCUACCUGGCAAUGAAGGGAUCUGGAACUCGACACAAGGACUUAAUUAGGCUUCUUGUUUCUCGAUCUGAAAUCGACCUUAAAGAAAUUAAAGCACAUUAUGCUCGUCUCUACGGAAAAUCUCUGCGUCAGGCUAUUUUGGAUGAAAAAGUAAAAGGAGACUAUGAAACCAUUCUGUUGGCAUUGUGUGGACCAGACAACUAAGGCCUAAUUUGUGCAAGCACAGUUAACCAACUUAAUAUUCUAAACUUCAUGUUUAGCCAGUGAAAAUAUUCAAAAUAACAAGUACUUUGUGCAGUGCAUAUACCGUGUAACCACUUUUCUUGUAUGUAUUAAAAGUUUAAAAACUUUUUUGUAUGAUUAAUAAAAAUUAAAAAUGA